AUGGAUGAAAUAGAGAGAGUGGAGGGGCGCAAAAGCAUUGCUCAGUUUCGCAAGAGUAUCUACGGCGGUGAUGAAGUCGAAUUCGCCGAUAUUUUUCAAUUCGAUAUUGAUGAAGACGAUCAUAAGAAAAUAUUACAAGUGAUGAGGGACUCUCUUCAGCGUUUACCUGAUAGCUUUCGAAGCAAUAUUUUGGACCGAUUCAUAGAGGAACAUCCCGAGUUAAACUGGAAGAUUGAGACAACUGGGGAGAAAGACGAAGAUCAAGACAAUUUAGAAGACAUUUUGAAAACAUUUCGUUUUGACAGCUUAAUUCCCUCGCGUUGGGUGGAAGUUCACGAGACAUUUGACAGAAAAUUGCGUCCGUUUGCGAGCGCUUUCAUGAUCAGAGAUUCUGAAAAGUUUUGGGCCAUAAUUCAAGCGACUAAGGUAGCACAUUUCGAGCCGGUACGCACCUAUGCGGUUGAAAAAUUAGGCAACGACAUUAACAAUUCUCUGUAUAUGAUCUUUAAAAUGAAUCUAUGCAAAGAUGAGGACUUCAAACUAGGCGACUUGGAGCAUUUUCAUGUUUUCAGUUGGACGGACGAUCGAUUUUUCGCCAGAAGACAUAUGAAAGGUAUUGCUUGGGUUGAUAUUUUUAUAAAAUCUUUAACAGAAGAAUGUUUGGACGCAUUCAAAUUGCGUUAUGAUAUUACGGAAUUGGUGCGACUGUUGAAACCGCUACUAUCAAGCUUCUAUAGCGCAAAUCCUGAGUUCAUAAAAGAAAGCAAAGAAGUUAUUGAAAAUGCACGUCUAUUGCUGGGUUUUCAUGACAAAGUCAUGAAAGAACUGGAAGAGAACCUCGAAUUUUUCUGCAGCAAAGUCAAUCAGAUCACUAAUAUUUCACUCAACCGUCGAAGUGUGAACCGUGAUGUGGUAAAAAACUACUUUGAACUGGAAACAUUGGCCUAUGUUGUUCGUGAUCCUAUCGAGAAACGUUAUCAAAUCAAUUACUAUAAGCAAAAGACCGCAGACUGGCAGUGCUACUUCGAAAACCAAGAGCGUCAAAUUGAGGAAAAAUUACUUAAAGUUAAGAAGAAGCAUAACGCCGAAGUAUACUGUCAUUCAUCCAUGAUGCAGUGCAUAUACGGCAUAAUUGAGGACUACAAACGGCGCAUUGAAGGACUGUCUCAAGAAUAUGAUCGGCGUUUCAAUGAAGUCGAAGAGAAGAAUCACAAACUUAAAACCAAUAUGGAUAAAAUAAAGAUUCAAACCGACUUUUUAAUGGCCGAAAAGGACUACAUGCAAAUGCGUAUUGAGGAAAUGCAAAAGGGCAAGGAGGUAAAACUUCCGAAAAGGAAAAAACGCUCCCUCAUUUCGAUGUUAUCAAGUGCCAGCGUAAGAGAAUUGAAGAAGAAACGCUCCAAGUUAAAUUAACUAAAUAACGGUAUAUAUUCAUUUAGUAGUGCAUAAGUAACGGUAUUGCAUAGAAUAGAAAUUCAAAAAGGCUUUCAAGAAAUAUACUAUGGAUAUUUGUAUUGACACAA
Molecule: messenger RNA, 1523 nt
Organism: Bactrocera latifrons
Lineage: Eukaryota; Metazoa; Arthropoda; Insecta; Diptera; Tephritidae
Exons: 4
Coding region: 1-1413 (470 amino acids)
Source: RefSeq, a predicted model, not a curated record